UUUUUUCCAGCUCCCCUGAUCUGAUUUGGGUCCCUCUUCUCUUUAAUCCGUGUGGAUCCAUUAAGUCUGCCACUUAAAAUGGACCAGGUGUUUUCCUUCUUUUUGACAGUUGUGUUGUCUGUCUUUUUAUCCUCUUGUACGUUACUAAAUUCCUCCAUCAAAUCAAAGGUUUAUUUGUCACAUGCGCCGAAUACAACAGGUGUAGGUAGACUUUACAGUGAAAUGCUUACUUACAGGCUCUAACCAAUAGUGCAAAAAUGGUAUUAGGUAUUAGGUGAGCAAUAGGUAAGUACAGAAAUGAAAACAGCAGUAAGAAAGACAGUGAUAAAUAACAGUAGCGAGGCUACAUACAGACAGCGGUUAGUCGGGCUAAUUGAGGUGGUAUGUACAUUUUUAAAUAUAUUUUUUUACUUUAAUUUAACUGGGCAAGUCAGUUAAGAACAAAUUCUUAUUUUCAAUGACAGCCUGGGAACAGUGGGUUAACUGCCUUGUUCAGGGGCAGAACGAUAGAUUUGAACCUUGUCAGCUCAGGGAUUCGAUCUUGCAGCCUUUCGGUUACUAGUCUCAACGCUCUAACCACUAGGCUACUCUGCCGCCCCUAUACAUGAAUGUAUAGUUAAAGUGACUAUGCAUAUAUGAUAAACAGAGAGUAGCAGCAGCGUAAAAGAGGGGGUGGCAGGACACACACAAUGCAAAUAGUCCGGGUAACCAUUUGAUUACCUGUUCAGGAGUUUUAAGGCUUGGGGGUAAAAACUGUUGAGAAGCCUCUUGGACCUAGACUUGGCACUCUGGUACCGCUUGCCAUGCAGUUGGAGACUUUUAUCUCCCUCACCAACUUCAAACAUCAGCUAUCCGAGCAGCUAACCGAUCGCUGCAGCUGUACAUAGUCUAUAGGUUGAUGGCGGUGAAUGUGUUCUCCAUCUCUUCGGCUCUGGAGAACCUGAGUCGUCAUGAGAUGCUGUCCUGGGUCAACGACUCUCUACGGCUCACUUACACCAAGGUAGAACAACUGUGUUCAGGUGCAGCGUAUUGUCAGUUCAUGGACAUGUUGUUCCCUGGCUGUGUCCUGCUGAAGAAGGUGAAGUUCGCAGCCCGGCUGGAACAUGAGUUCAUCAACAACUUCAAGGUCCUACAGGCCUCCUUCAAGAGAAUGGGCGUAGACAAGAUCAUCCCAGUAGAGAGGCUGGUGAAGGGGAGGUUUCAGGAUAACUUUGAGUUCAUCCAGUGGUUUAAGAAGUUUUUUGAUGCCAACUACGACGGGAAGGAGUAUGACCCUGUGGCCACACGCCAGGGGCAGGAGGGCGCCCCCUCACCCAACCCAGGCCCCCAGAGGACAUCUCCCACAGUGACCAAGACAGCCCCCUCCAGGCAGAUAAACUCUGCCUCCAUCCGCAGGGCGAUGCCCACUAGAGCAACCAGACCAUCAGACGCUGAGAUCCUAGAACUGAACCAGCAGAUGUUGGAUCUGAAGCUGACGGUGGAUGGUCUGGAGAAAGAGAGAGAUUUCUACUUCAGUAAGCUGAGAGACAUCGAGUUGAUCUGUCAGGAGAAUGAGACCAACGCCAGCCCAACACUCUCCAAGAUCAUGGAUAUACUGUACGCUACUGAGGGCGAGGUUGAGAAAGAGAAUACCUUCUCAGACAACUUACCUGAUCACUAAAGGAUGGCUUCAUGGCGCCAGAGUACGACAUGGAGGAGGCGCCACAGGGAGACCAAGAAGAAUACUAAACACACCUCCUUUCUCUGCACCACUCCACGCCUCCUUUCUCUGCACCACUACACACCUCCUUUCUCUGC
This is a messenger RNA of Oncorhynchus keta (chum salmon), 1797 nucleotides long. RefSeq names its product microtubule-associated protein RP/EB family member 3-like. Gene Ontology annotation, biological process: regulation of microtubule polymerization or depolymerization; spindle assembly; protein localization to microtubule plus-end. NCBI's taxonomy places the organism in Eukaryota, Metazoa, Chordata, Actinopteri, Salmoniformes, Salmonidae. Gene Ontology annotation, cellular component: cytoplasmic microtubule; microtubule plus-end; microtubule organizing center. The coding region runs from base 899 to 1660 and encodes 253 amino acids. Gene Ontology annotation, molecular function: microtubule plus-end binding. The record is from RefSeq and is a predicted model, not a curated record. The transcript has 8 exons.